AUGGAACCAUCAGAAUAUACAGUUGUUCUUCAUAAACGCUCCGAUCAACAAAGUUUUGGUUUAUAUAUCGGUGAGGAUUAUCCUUUUGGUGUUUAUAUAAUUACAAUAGAACCUCAUUCACCAGCAGCAGAGGCUAAUGUACAUGCAGGUGAUCGUAUUAUUUCUGUCAAUGGACAAAUGGUAUCAAAAAUGUCAACGAAUCCAAAAGAAACGGUAUCAAAUAUAGCAAAAAGAGCUCAACGUUUAACAUUGUCUAUUCAAUCGUCGAAUAUAUAUGAUUUAAUUGAUAAACCAUCAAUGAUUGAUUUUAAUAAUAAUAAAACUACUACUACUACUACUAAUAAUAAUAAUAAUAAUAAAUAUCGAUAUGAUGCACCAACGCAAAGUCAUGGUCUUGAUCAAAAUCUUGAAAACUAUAUUAAAUCACUGUUUUCUGCAGAAAAUUUACAAAUUGUUCGUGCACCCUCAGGGAAUCCCUAUGAAUUUGUAUUACUAUCUGAUCGAAACUCAUUUCAACCUACUCUUCGUAACACAGACCGACACAAUGAAACAAAAGAAAAAAUUCAAACACCAAUAGACCAGAAACCAAAAGAAAAAAUUCAAACACCAAUAGACCAGAAACCAAAAGAAAAAAUUCAAACACCAAUAGACCAGAAACCAAAAGAAAACAUUCAAACACCAACAGACCAGAAACCAAAAGAAAACAUUCAAACACCAAUAGACCAGAAACCACAAGAAAACAUUCAAACACCACCUCAACAGCAAGUUACCCCUAGUAGAGGUUUAUCUAAUUUAAUUCUACGCAAUCCACUAGCAGCAAACGCCAACGAACCUAGUAAUUCUCCAACAACCAAUUCUUUACCAAUUACUCCGCCUAUAAUAAAAAAUCCAGAGCCUGGUCCAGGGGAAACAGCUAAAGUUAAUCGAGUGAGUUUUCUUGGAAAUCAAUCAGGACCAGAAUUUUCUCAACAGCAACAACCCGGGUCAGUGUAUCCUCAACAACAACAACCAAGGACAGUGACACUUAACAGACAAGCAGGACCUACAGAUCCUAGCGAACCAGGACCAGUGUAUCGUCAACAACAACAACCAAGGCCAGUGGCACCUAACAGACAAGCAGGACCUACAGAUCCUAGCGAACAACCACCAUUGACAAAUACUCCAUGGCUACGCGAAAUACAUUUGAAGCGUGCACCGAACUUGAACUCUUUUGGUUUUGAUGUAAAAUAUAAUCAUAUGUACUAUCUUGUUACCGCUAUCGAACCUAAUAGUCCAGCUGCACAAUCUGGCCUUCAAAAAAAUGAUGUUAUACAAAAAGUAAAUAAUCAACCAGUAGAAAACAUGUCUCAUACAACUUUCCUUGAUAUUAUGAGCAUGAACAAAGAAGCUACUUUAUUGGUUCAAAUACUUGAUGAUUAUUUGCUAAGGAAUCCUGCAACACAACGCCCCAUAAGUACUGUAUCAACAACGACUACAAAUGGUGACAAUAAUAAAUCUAAAGGAGAUCAACGAAAAAGUGUUUUAUCUAGAGCAUUGAGCAAGUUUAAGAAUCGUGAAUGA
Molecule: messenger RNA, 1560 nt
Organism: Rotaria socialis
Lineage: Eukaryota; Metazoa; Rotifera; Eurotatoria; Philodinida; Philodinidae
Source: the annotation of a GenBank genome assembly